Molecule: messenger RNA, 1140 nt
Organism: Lathyrus oleraceus (garden pea)
Lineage: Eukaryota; Viridiplantae; Streptophyta; Magnoliopsida; Fabales; Fabaceae
Exons: 1
Coding region: 1-1140 (379 amino acids)
Source: RefSeq, a predicted model, not a curated record
AUGAGAAAUCCUAAAACUUCUGCUUCGAGGAAAGGCAAGCCCUCUAAAGUAAGUACAUCUUCCCCUCCUUCCAUGACUGCUAGAAAUGUAAAAACUCUUGAACUCUCUACUAUAGUAAAGAAACCCCAGUCUAUGACUAGUCUGUAUCUUGAUCCCAUUAGUGUUGAACCUAAUGUUGGUAUUUCUAAAGAUCGUCCUGUUUUGACAAAUGUUAUGGAAGAUGUUGAAACCUCUAAAACCAGUGAUAAACCUAGAUCUGUAACUACUUUGAGUAAAUCCAACGUGAUCGUUGAGGACAGAGACGACGUAUACAAGAAUAUCCAUGUGUUGAUCUCUCAAGUGUUGGGUAUUGAACCCAAGAUUGAUGUCGUGCCGGAUGUCUCCACAUCCUUGGCCCAACCUGAUAACACUACUGAGACCCUCAUGGAUAAAUCUGAUGUGAAUGUUUCUACUCUGUCUCCUGAAAAAUUGAAAGACAAAGAAAGGUCUGAAGGAAUGACUGGUGAUCUAGAUAACAAAGAUAAAAACUCUAUUGAGAAAAAGGAUCAACCCACUGACAUGGUAAAUAUUGAGGAUCUAGACUCUGAUGAUGUUCCCAUUGGUCAAAUAUUGGCUCCAUGUAUAUCUAAAAUAUUGAAGAACAGAAAAUGUCAAGCUAUUGAAUCCUCCAGCACGCCCUCCAAAUCUAUCAGGAAAAGAGCUAGUGGUGGCCCUAAAAAAAGAUGGAGCAAGUUUGUUACGCAUGUGUCUAAGAAGAAAUCCUUGAAGAGGAAGGAAGUUUCUUCUGAGUAUAGUGAGUCUGACCAUGAUGUCGAACACAAUGUUCAUGACAUCCUUUCUACUGCCAGAAAGCAAGCAUCUGGGAAGAAGAUUCCAACAAAUAUCCCUGAAGUUCCAAUUGACAACAUUUUCUUUCAGUCUGUGGAGAAUGUUGAAAAAUGGAAAUUUGUGUAUCAAAGAAGAUUAGCUCUGGAAAGGGAAAUGGAUAAAGAUGCUUUUGAAUGCAAAGAGGUGACGAGUCUGAUUCAAGAGGCUGGAUUAAUGAAAACUAUAACUAGUUUUGGCAAGUGCUAUGAAAUGCUUGUUAAAGAACUUAUUGUGAACAUCUCUAAGGAAUGUGACAACAAGAGGAUCAAGUAG